AUGAUCCACCCCCUCUCUAUCCUCUCCGAAGAGGAGACCAACUUGGCCCGUGAUGUCGUUAGAGCCGCCCACCCGAACACCGUGAUUGACUUCAGAGAGAUCUACCUACAAGAGCCUCCCAAAGCACAACUAUUGGAAUUCCUAGCGAUAGAACAUGCGGGUCGCCUGAGCCCAACGACCCCUCGGCCACCCCGUCUGGCACUGUGUCAAUACGAUGUGAUCGGCUCUGACCGAAUCCCCUCAUACCAAGAAUCGGUUGUGGAUAUUGUGGCUCGGUCGCGGGUGAAGCAUACCGUCGUGGGCAAACAGCACCACGCGGCGCUGACAUUGACUGAAUUCGACACAUUGGUGGACCAAUGCAUGAAGUCACCACUAUUCCAGCAAGCGCUGGCCGACUUCGACCUGCCUGAAGGGUUUGAGGUCGUGAUUGAGCCAUGGCCAUACGGUGGACUGGAUAAUACCGAGGAGAACCGUCGUUACUUCCAGGCCCUGUGCUUCGCUCAGGAUAAGCGAUCAGGAAACCCAGACUCCAACUUCUACUCGUUCCCAUUGCCGAUCAUCCCAGUGAUGGAUGCCCAUACACAGCAGAUCAUUCGUGUUGACCGACCUGCGACCGGCGGCAAGGGGGAUGGCUUGGUUGAACAAACCUUCAAGCGGGAUAUUAUCGGGCACUGCAAGCCGUCGGAAUAUGUUCCAGACCUUUUGCCAGAGGGCACUCGCAAGGAUCUGAAGCCUUUGAAUGUUGUUCAGCCAGAGGGACCAUCUUUCCGCGUCACCAAUGAGUCUCUUGUUGAGUGGCAGAAAUGGCGUUUCCGCGUGGCUUUCAAUCCGCGUGAGGGUGCUACUAUCCACGAUAUUUGGUAUGAUGGACGCAGUGUCAUGCAUCGAUUGGCUAUUAGUGAGAUGACUGUUCCUUACGCUGACCCCCGACCACCCUUCCACCGUAAGCAAGCGUUCGAUUUCGGUGAUGGUGGUGGUGGAAACAUGGCCAACAACCUGUCCCUUGGUUGUGAUUGUCUUGGUGUCAUCAAAUAUCUCGAUGCAGUCAUUACCCAGGCCGAUGGAACUGCGCAGAAGCUACCCAAUGCCAUCUGUCUCCACGAGCAAGAUAAUGGAAUUGGCUGGAAGCACUCCAACUGGCGAACUGGCAGAGCUGUAGUGACUCGCAAUCGUGAAUUCGUGGUUCAGUUCAUUAUCACCCUGGCCAACUACGAGUACAUCUUUGCUUACAAGUUCGAUCAAUCCGGUGGUAUCACCGUGGAAGCACGCGCCACUGGUAUUCUGAACGUCGUGAACAUCGACGCCGGAAAGGUCAGCGAGUAUGGCAAUGUUGUGAGCGGCGGAGUUCUUGCUCAGAACCACCAGCACAUCUUCUGUGUCCGUAUCGAUCCCGCUAUUGAUGGACAGAACAAUUCAGUCAUCGUUGAGGAGUCUCACCCAGUGCCGAUGAAUGCCAUGACCAACCCCAACGGCAACUUCUACAAGGUUACCAAGGAGACAGUUCAACGCGCUUCCUGGAUCGAUGCCGCACCACAGCUGAACCGGACUAUUAAGAUGGUUAACCCACACAAGAAGAACCCCAUCAGUGGAAAUAACGUUGGAUACAAAUUCAUCCCUCUCGCCACACAGACACUGCUAGCCGACCCGGAGUCAGUGCAGGCACGCCGUGCUCAAUUCGCCCAGCAUCACGUUUGGGUUACCAAGCAUUGCGAGAAUGAGUUCUACGCUGGUGGUCGGUACACCCUGCAAAGCCAAGUCGAAGUGGGUGGUGUGGCAGAUGCCGUGCGCCGGGGAGAAUCUGUGGAAGAUACUGAUGUUGUCGUUUGGAACACAUUCGGUAUCACCCACAACCCACGAGUUGAAGACUGGCCAGUGAUGCCUGUUGAGAUAUUCCAGUUGAUGAUCCGUCCUGCGGAUUUCUUCGUCGCGAACCCCUCUAUUGACGUGCCUUCUAACAAGAACGGCUCAUCACGACUGGCGGAUUCUGAGUGCUGCAGGAAAGCACACAUCUAA
Messenger RNA from Penicillium malachiteum, 2013 nucleotides. Its product is annotated as putative copper amine oxidase. The record is from RefSeq and is a predicted model, not a curated record. Gene Ontology annotation, molecular function: primary methylamine oxidase activity; quinone binding; copper ion binding. The coding region runs from base 1 to 2013 and encodes 670 amino acids. Gene Ontology annotation, biological process: amine metabolic process. NCBI's taxonomy places the organism in Eukaryota, Fungi, Ascomycota, Eurotiomycetes, Eurotiales, Aspergillaceae. The transcript is spliced from 3 exons.